GGUAUAUCAUACGUCACCACUCAUCCAAACGUGCAUCUAUAGGCAGGUACGUCUUUCGUAUAAUCAAAAUAAGCUCAAUUAAUUGUGUGUAUGUGAUUUCAUUGCCACUGAUGUUUUACUUUUAUUAUCAAACCCUUUCGAAGUAAAAUAGUCUGAUUUCCCCUCCAGAGAAAUUCCCAAUACUCACCAACUCAUUUGCACGGAUUUAUCUUGUCUUUCGAAGAGAAGCAAGAUAUUUCACCCCUCGAAAUGGCUGAUACGCACCAGUUCGACGUGGGUAAACUCUUUGGAGUUCAGGGCUUUGUGGCCGUGAUCACCGGAGGAGGCACGGGUAUCGGACUCAUGGCCGCACAAGCUCUCUCUGCGAACGGCGCCAAAGUAUACAUCACCGGCCGUCGAAAAGAAGUAUUAGAAAAUGCAGCCAAAAGUCACCAACCAACCAAGGGAGGUGGCCAGAUCAUUCCGAUCGGUCCUUGUGACGUGACCAACAAGGACGACGUAGAGAAGCUAGUUGUGGAUCUCAGCAAAAAGGAGAAGUACAUCAAUCUCCUCGUCUGCAACGCCGGCAUCUCGGGCCCGAAGGCCGAGCCUAAGCACGAAGAGGCCGACGACCUGAAGGCUCAGCUAUGGAAUAACGAAGACCCCGGUGAUUGGCACAACAACUUCAAUACCAAUGUCACCGCGGUGUACUUUACGACGGUGGCCUUCCUCCCUCUUCUACAAGCCGGCAUCCGUCCCAAAGGGCCCCUGGAACCAUACUCUAGCUCCGUUAUUACGAUUUCAUCCAUGUCCGGCAUAAUGCGACACGCCCAGGGCCAUUUCAGUUAUAAUACCGCCAAAGGUGCAACGAUUCAGUUGACGAAGCUCAUGAGUGCCGAGUUCCAGAAGGCUGAGAUUAGAGUCAACUCUAUAGCACCGGGGUACUUCCCUAGCGAGAUGACAGCAAAGAGUAGUGAUGAGAGACAGAAGAGCCAUGUGCCGCCAGAGAAGAUUCAAGACAAGGGGCAUGUUCCACUCAUGAGAGCUGGACGCGAGGAGGAAAUGGGAAUGACUGUGUUGUAUCUUGCCAAGAACCAGUAUGUCAAUGGUGAGAUCAUUGCGGUCGAUGGAGGGGUUCUGAACGUUCUUGCGGGACGAUGAGGGGAUGUAAUGCCUUUCAACAACGUGAUAUUCUGUUAAUUUCACAAUAAUGCUAGAGUAGCUCGGGCAUUAACAAAUAACUAAAGGCAGGUAUUUAAACAAAAUAAAGUAACACAUACCUAGUUUAUUGCAC
Messenger RNA from Annulohypoxylon truncatum, 1273 nucleotides. RefSeq names its product NAD(P)-binding protein. The record is from RefSeq and is a predicted model, not a curated record. NCBI's taxonomy places the organism in Eukaryota, Fungi, Ascomycota, Sordariomycetes, Xylariales, Hypoxylaceae. The transcript has 2 exons. The coding region runs from base 250 to 1140 and encodes 296 amino acids.